Molecule: messenger RNA, 1287 nt
Organism: Trichomonas vaginalis G3
Lineage: Eukaryota; Parabasalia; Trichomonadida; Trichomonadidae
Product: protein serine/threonine kinase protein
Exons: 1
Coding region: 1-1287 (428 amino acids)
Biological process (GO): protein phosphorylation
Molecular function (GO): protein serine/threonine kinase activity; ATP binding
Source: RefSeq, a predicted model, not a curated record
AUGACUGAUUCUGAGCCUAUAUUCGCUAUUAAAGGUUGGAUUUCACAAAAAACCAAUCUGUACAGAUCAGACAGGAAGCUCUAUGGAGUUGUUACUGAAGAAGAUUUUACGACUUAUCAAGAUGAACAACAAAAAAUUUUAUAUAAAAAUAUAAACCUUAAUGAAAUUAAAUUAGUUUCCCAAUUAACAGGAGCAAGACCAGGCUUUUCAAUUACCCUGGAAAAUUCUAAAGAUGAGUUAAUUUUUUAUUGCCCUUCAAAACAUCAAGCUCAAAAGUGGAUCUGUGCAUUGCAGCUUAAACCAGUAGAUACAAAUGUUGAUAUUACAGAUUUUGACUAUAUCAAAGAAAUCGGAAGAGGUGGAAAUGCAAUUGUUUAUGUUGCAAGAAACAGAUUAAAAGACGAGCUUGUUGCAAUUAAGACUAUUGAAAAGGCUCAUAUAAGUACUGAUAAACAUCGUGAGCAUAUUCAAUCUGAGAGAAAUACUUUGAUGAGAGCAAGACAUCCUUUUAUCAUUCAUCUUUUCAAUGCUUUCCAAACAAAUACACAUUUACUCUUCGUUUUAGAAUUCGCGUUCGGAGGGGAUUUGCAUUUCCAGCUCAGUAAAAAUUUAUGCAGUAUUGAUAAUUUUCAGAAGAAGCUAUACUUAGCAGAAAUUGCCUUAGCAGUCAAAUACUUGCACAGCUUAGGCAUCAUUUACCGCGACUUAAAGCCUGAGAAUAUUUUGUUAGAUUCUCGAGGCCAUAUUAAGCUUGCAGACUUUGGAACAGCCAGACAAUGCACUAGCCAAUGCAAUUCCUUCUGUGGAACUGCUGAAUACCUUGCUCCUGAAAUCAUCAGCAAAUCAUCAUCACAAACCUUUGCAAUUGACUGGUGGAGCUUCGGCAUUGUUGCCUAUUGCCUCUACACGGGUUCCGUUCCAUUUUCAAACAACAACAACAGAAAAAUGCUCUUUGAUGCAAUUUGCCAAAAACCAGUUAGAAUACCAAAGUCAAUGGACCCCGUUCUUGCUGAUUUCCUUACACGACUUCUCGAAAAGAACCCGGCAAAAAGACUUGGAAGUCCCGGAUUUGAUGUCUUUGAGCAUGAAUUCUGGGAUGACAUAGACUGGGAUAAGGUUUACAAAUGCGAGUACCAUCCAACCUUCGUCCCUUUGGUUGACGAAGGAGAUCCUGGUUACAACUUUGAAUCAGAGGAUUCAAUUAUUGAACCUGAUUCACUUGACGGAGAAGAAACCUUCCCGAGAUUUGACGAAUUUUCAUACGAAGAUCUGACAGUUCUUGUUUGA